UAUUAGAAAAAGACCCAAAAAUCAGAAAUGUCCCUAUCGGUCACCCUCGGACUGUGUCCGGUUACUACACUGCGCGGCGCAUGCGCGCGGCCUAGACGCGAACCUGCGACUCCAGGGCAGCUAGGGCGCCGCAUUCCUGUAGCAUGAGACGCCUACAGGCCGGCCCCUCCCGCCCCGCCGGGGUGCAUCACGCCCACUGCGCAGGCGCCAGUGCCGCAGCUCGCACCUCCGUCUCUCUCGCCUUUCCCCUCUCACCUCGAAGUAGACGUUCCACGAAGCUCUACAAAGGAUUAUCUCUACUCUGGCGAACAAAAAUGAAGAAAUCCAGAACUUUAUCGACACACUGAACCAUACAUUAAAAGGUGUUCAGGCUAAUUCUUCUAAUGUAAUUGCUGAGCUGGAUGAGGAAUUUGAUGGUCUGUAUGCUAUAUUGGAUGAGAUGAAGGAAAGUAUGACCAACAGUAUUAAACAAGAACAAGCUCAUAAAUCUCAAGAGCUACAGAAUCAACUUAGCCAAUGUAGUAAUGCCUUGGAGAAUUCUGAAGAACUUCUAGAAUUUGCUGCACGGUCACUGGACAUAAAGGACCCUGAGGAGUUCUCAAAGGCUGCCAGACAGAUCAAAGAUAGAGUCACAAUGGCUUCAGCAUUCCGCAUUUCUUUGAAACCAAAGGUCAGUGAUAACAUGACUCAUUUGAUGGUGGACUUCUCUCAGGAAAGGCAGAUGCUCCAGGCUUUAAAGUUUUUGCCAGUUCCCAAAGCUCCAGAGAUAGACCCAGUAGAGUGUUUGGUAGCUGACAAUGCUGUAACGAUAGUAUGGAGAAUGCCAGAAGAAGACAACAAAAUCGAUCAUUUUGUAUUGGAAUAUAGGAAAACUAAUUUUGAUGGGCUUCCUCGAGUAAAAGAUGAAACAUGCUGGGAGCUGAUAGACUAUAUCAAGGGCACUGAAUAUACAUUAUCUGGACUGAAGUUUGAUUCAAAAUAUAUGAACUUUCGGGUAAGAGCUUGCAACAAGGCUGUGGCAGGGGAAUACUCUGAUCCAGUAACUUUGGAGACUAAAGCACUUGUCUUCAAUUUGGACAAUACAUCAUCUCAUCUGAACCUGAAAGUUGAAGAUUCUUAUGUUGAGUGGGAUCCUACUGGAGGCAAAGGCCAAGAAAACAAAAUAAAAGGAAAAGAGAAUAAAGGCAGUGGCCAGAUUACCGUGCUGAAGAACAAUACAAGAAGUGGCACACCAUCUCCAAAGAGGACAUCUAUUAGUUCGAGGUCACCAUCGAUAAGGGGCAGCAGAGAUCGCUUUACUGGUGAAUCAUACACAGUGUUGGGAGACACUGCUAUUGAAAGUGGACAGCACUACUGGGAGGUCAGAGCCCAGAAGGACUGCAAAUCCUACAGUGUGGGAGUAGCGUAUAAAAAUCUGGGAAAAUUUGAUCAACUGGGAAAGACUAACACAAGCUGGUGUAUCCAUGUCAACAACUGGCUACAAACCACCUUUGCCGCAAAGCACAAUAAUAAGGCCAAAGCCCUAGACAUGACUGUUCCAGACAGAAUAGGAGUGUACUGUGACUUUGAUGGAGGUCAGCUCUCAUUUUAUAAUGCGAGUUCAAAGCAGUUGUUAUACACCUUCAAAACAAAAUUUACCCAACCAUUACUACCAGGUUUCAUGGUCUGGUGUGGUGGACUUGCAUUGAGUACCGGAUUGCAGGUGCCGAGUGCUGUGAAAAUGCUCCAGAAGAGUGAAAAUGGAUUAAGUGGUUCAGCUAGCAGCCUAACCAAUGUUACCCAAUAAUGUGUCUAUUUAGAUACUAUACUCCUGUUUCUGAGUGGGUUUUUCUGUGCAGCUGCUAUUCACAGGAGCUUGUGAGCAAUGGAUUAACUGGCUUUGCUACCCACUGCUGCUUUAAGUCUGGGCACCAAUAGUGCAAAGAUUCUGGUCUGAAGCAUUAGCAGAAAUUUACUGUGAAUCCAGAGAGCCAGACAGAAAGUGAGUCUGACUUUUUCUGAUGUUUUGGAUGGGGAAGUCAGGAGCUGUAGCUAUGCGCUUUUAUAUUAGACUGAAUUUGAUUGUAUUAGAUACUUGAUCAUUUCAGUAUAACUGCACAUGGCAGGUAUGAUCUUAGUUUGAAAAGCACUUACUGCUACUCACUUUUUUCACUCGUUUCCCUCACCUGAAAAGGAGUCCAUUUUGAGGUCCUAAAUGGAAGCUUUAAAUAUGUGACCCUCUGAAGAAACCGGUCCCUCAAAUUUCAGAUAUGGCAUGAUACAAGUUUGAGACUUGAGAUGUUCUCCUAGAGUAGCUAAUAUGAUUUUGACACAGGUUGGCUACCCUCUGGUAUUAGUUGAAUAAAUAGUCUAUCAUUUUGUGGUGGUCUUUAGUUGUUGUCUAGAUGGGCACAGUGCUGAGUAUCCUUUUAUAGGCUAUUCAGUUAGAACACGAGCUCAGUAAUCCUGCAUCACUUUAGUGAAAAUGAGGACUUCACAUCAAUUUUACACCAGUGUUUUCAGAGCAUUCCUGAUCUUUACUGUGUGAGCCCUCUGCUUAGAUUAUUGGGGAGAUAUGCAUAAUAGCACACUUUCCCCAAUAUUACCCUUAAUAAGCUUUCAGCUAUAUUUGAUAACUUUUUUAAGCAUCCGGCUUGGAGUACGGGUAGGCUUUAAAGUGCUUCCAUGCUUUCUAUAUUUAAGUGUCUUGUUUUUAAUAUGCAGUUUAAAUAAGAGUUUUUGUCCUGUUUCUACCAGAUUUAUAUAAUUUAAAACUUUCGAAUGAGUUUGAAGUGUGUAAACAUGCAAAGAUGCUGGUGGUGGUGGUGGUGAGGUGUUUUAAGACUUCAAGAAUGCAGCUAAAUAAAGCUGAGUAGACAGCCCAACACUCAUUCUGUGUUGCACUUAUGACAUUACAUUCAUUUUAAUGAAGAAAUAGUACCACUAAUUUCACUGAAUUACAUAGUAACCAUGCACAUACUGUAGCACAUCAGUUCAUCGUACUUAAUCUACUAUAUAUGCACUCUUGCUCCUUUCAAAAAGCAAGACAUGCAUAUCUAAAGUUAGACUGAGCAGCAUAUCACUUACUGCUCAACCCCACCUGUAUCACUUCUAACAUAAGUAGAUGGUGAGUAGUAAGAACUACUCACUAGCAAAACAUUGUCUAAAUAGAAUGAGACUACAAAACUGGAAAGCUACUAGGAGCUUAAAAAUACGAGCAUAACUUCAAUGGGUAGGACCAUCUUUGAAAGCUCUAGAUUUUUUUUUAGUUCUGAACCCCCUCAAGCUCUUACCUUUUUAAAUGCAGCCUCCCAUCUGAAAGGCUCCCCAAGCAACUCUUUCCUUACUGCCUGCGAUCUCCAGAAUGAAAUAAUUCUGGUUGUGCUGAUUAGAGAGAAUCGCUAAACAAUUCUGAGCUUCCUCUCACCCCUUUCAUGGGACUGAAUGUGACUUCUUUUUCCAGCGUCAGAGUUCUCCCCUGAAACAGGACAGAGCAUUAAACUGUUAUUAGACCACUGCACCAGCCUCCCUCCUCUUAUCAUUUUAAUGAUUUGUACUCCUCUGUAAAGACUGCUAAUCUAAAUUGUUGGUUUUUUUUGUAAAAUCUGUUCAUGGUUCUUAUGCUGCUUUGGGAGAGACAUAUGCUGCACUCAGUGUUUUUAACAAACAAUAGAAUCACU
Gopherus flavomarginatus (Mexican gopher tortoise) is the source of this 3659-nucleotide messenger RNA. It is a transcript of the gene FSD1L, whose product is annotated as fibronectin type III and SPRY domain containing 1 like. The coding region runs from base 440 to 1786 and encodes 448 amino acids. Lineage: Eukaryota; Metazoa; Chordata; Testudines; Testudinidae. Gene Ontology annotation, molecular function: protein binding. The transcript has 14 exons. The record is from RefSeq and is a predicted model, not a curated record.